AAAGGGUUAAAGGUUUUACUUUUACUUUUGUUUUGGGUACGCUUUCUAUACUUGGAACAAAUGUGUUUUUCUGCUCAAAAUACUUUCAAAUUGUUGAAAGUUUUCAUUCCAAAUCCUAGAUUUUUAGGAUUGUUACCCUUGAGAAACUGUUUCUCACACUAGAGCUCCCCCUGUAGUACUCUAAAUAUAGCUUAGUAAAGGCACCUACUUUGCUCUAAGCAUACUUAAAGUUAAAACAAAAGUAUGUAUACAAAGAUUUUGAUAUUUUUAAUAGUUGGAGUCUGUUUUGCUAAUUUUAGUGUGCAAGUCAGCACAAGGGGCAUAGUGAGCCUGAUGGAAGCUUUCCUCAGGUGAGUGAGUUUCACAAUCAGAAUUAGGUGCCUGUUUCUUAAAAUUAGAUUCUGCUGCAGGUUUACAUACUAGACUUUCAGCCUGCAUGAAUUAGUAGGGAUAUUCUUUUUUUACUUGCAUAAUUGUAAUUGAUUUAAACAUGUAUGCCAGAAUUCACAGGCCCAUACUAACUGUCCUUAAUUUCUUUCCUACAGCAGUACUGCUAUAUGCCAGUCCUGUCUGCAUUCUUAAGGGUGCAGUUCAACACAUCCUCUCUAGAUUAUGGUGAAAAAGUAUUCCAAAGGAAGUCUUAUCAGAGCUAGUGUCAGAAAGAAUGACACUACCAAUUGGGCAUGAUCUUCAGCAUAGGAAAUGUCUUAGAAUUUUAUUAGUUUUUCCUAAAUUGUUAUGCUAUACUACUUGUAUAGCUAGUUACCACAUUUCUAAUGCAUAGUGUGCCUCUGUGAAUCUUGUUAUAUACUGUUUGGGCUUCUGUAAGAUAUUGAAGUUUGAAAAGCAAAUACUGAAACUUUAACCGAGAGACUGACACAUCUCUUUGUACACCAUAUUGCUUCUGUGUGCAUCAUAAUAACUGGUAGAUGUAAUAUAUUUCAAGUAAUAUGUUUCCAGUUUUAAUUUAUGAUUUCUAAGAAAUAAAAAUAUGCUUUCUGGGUCAAAAAAACUUAAAAGCAUGAAGCCCUUUUUAGUAACGUGACAUCAGAAUAAGAUUAUAGGUAUAUUUUUAAAAUCAGAAUUUCUAAACUAUAAUUGUUUUAGAACACUAUAUGAAGAACUUAUCUAGUCAUAGUUAUUUGUAGUCAGGAUUUUAACAGCUUGCAACAGGUAAUGUUUUGAAUAUAAAUAUCUUUCCAAAGUGUUACUAAUGUAAAGAGAUAAUUUUCUAGGCUUCUAUUCUGCUGCUUGAAGUCAGAACUGCUGAUGGAGACAAAGGCACGAAAGUGAGGGAAGACCCCUGAUCCUAAAAUGAAUGCUAGGACUUACAUGGAUGUAAUGCGAGAACAGCACUUGACUAAAGAAGAACGAGAAAUUAGGCAACAGCUAGCAGAAAAAGCUAAAGCUGGAGAACUAAAAGUCGUCAAUGGAGCGGCAGCAUCCCAGCCUCCGUCAAAACGAAAAAGGCGUUGGGAUCAAACAGCUGAUCAGACUCCUGGUGCCACUCCCAAAAAGCUAUCAAGUUGGGAUCAGGCAGAGACCCCGGGGCAUACUCCUUCCUUAAGAUGGGAUGAGACACCAGGUCGUGCAAAGGGAAGUGAGACUCCUGGAGCAACGCCAGGCUCAAAAAUAUGGGAUCCUACACCUAGCCACACACCAGCAGGAGCUGCUACUCCUGGACGAGGCGAUACACCAGGCCAUGCCACACCAGGCCAUGGAGGCGCAACUUCCAGUGCUCGUAAAAACAGAUGGGAUGAAACCCCCAAAACAGAGAGAGACACUCCUGGGCAUGGAAGUGGAUGGGCUGAGACUCCUCGAACAGAUCGAGGUGGAGAUUCUAUUGGUGAAACACCGACUCCUGGAGCCAGUAAAAGAAAAUCACGGUGGGAUGAAACACCAGCUAGUCAGAUGGGUGGAAGCACUCCAGUUCUGACCCCUGGAAAAACACCAAUUGGCACACCAGCCAUGAACAUGGCUACCCCUACUCCAGGUCACAUAAUGAGUAUGACUCCUGAACAGCUUCAGGCUUGGCGGUGGGAAAGAGAAAUUGAUGAGAGAAAUCGACCACUUUCUGAUGAAGAAUUAGAUGCUAUGUUCCCAGAAGGAUAUAAGGUACUUCCUCCUCCAGCUGGUUAUGUUCCUAUUCGAACUCCAGCUCGAAAGCUGACAGCUACUCCGACACCUUUGGGUGGUAUGACUGGUUUCCACAUGCAAACUGAAGAUCGAACUAUGAAAAGUGUUAAUGACCAGCCAUCUGGAAAUCUUCCAUUUUUAAAACCUGAUGAUAUUCAGUACUUUGAUAAACUACUGGUUGAUGUUGAUGAAUCUACACUUAGUCCAGAAGAGCAAAAAGAGAGAAAAAUAAUGAAGUUACUUUUAAAAAUUAAGAAUGGAACACCACCAAUGAGAAAGGCUGCGUUACGUCAGAUUACUGAUAAAGCUCGUGAAUUUGGAGCUGGUCCUUUGUUUAAUCAGAUUCUUCCUCUACUGAUGUCUCCUACACUUGAAGAUCAAGAGCGUCAUUUACUUGUGAAAGUUAUUGACAGGAUACUGUACAAACUUGAUGACUUGGUUCGUCCGUAUGUGCAUAAGAUCCUCGUGGUCAUUGAACCGCUAUUGAUUGAUGAAGAUUACUACGCUAGAGUGGAAGGCCGAGAGAUCAUUUCUAAUUUGGCAAAGGCUGCUGGUCUGGCUACUAUGAUCUCUACCAUGAGACCUGAUAUAGAUAACAUGGAUGAGUAUGUCCGUAACACAACAGCUCGAGCUUUUGCUGUUGUGGCCUCUGCCCUGGGCAUUCCUUCUUUAUUGCCCUUCUUAAAAGCUGUGUGCAAAAGCAAGAAGUCCUGGCAAGCGAGACACACUGGUAUUAAGAUUGUACAACAGAUAGCUAUUCUUAUGGGCUGUGCCAUCUUGCCACAUCUUAGAAGUUUAGUUGAAAUCAUUGAACAUGGUCUUGUGGAUGAGCAGCAGAAGGUUCGGACCAUCAGUGCUUUGGCCAUUGCUGCCUUGGCUGAAGCAGCAACUCCUUAUGGUAUCGAAUCUUUUGAUUCUGUCUUAAAGCCUUUAUGGAAGGGUAUCCGCCAACACAGAGGAAAGGGUUUAGCUGCUUUCUUAAAGGCUAUCGGGUAUCUUAUUCCUCUCAUGGAUGCAGAAUAUGCGAACUACUAUACUAGAGAAGUGAUGUUAAUUCUUAUUCGAGAAUUCCAGUCUCCUGAUGAGGAAAUGAAGAAAAUUGUUCUGAAGGUAGUAAAACAGUGUUGUGGGACAGAUGGUGUAGAAGCAAACUAUAUUAAAACAGAGAUUCUUCCUCCAUUUUUUAAACACUUCUGGCAGCACAGGAUGGCUUUAGAUAGAAGAAAUUACCGACAGUUAGUUGAUACUACUGUGGAGCUGGCAAACAAAGUAGGUGCAGCAGAAAUUAUAUCCAGGAUUGUGGAUGAUCUGAAGGAUGAAGCUGAACAGUACAGAAAAAUGGUGAUGGAGACAAUUGAGAAAAUUAUGGGCAAUUUGGGAGCAGCAGAUAUUGAUCAUAAACUUGAAGAACAACUGAUUGAUGGUAUUCUUUAUGCUUUCCAAGAACAAACUACAGAGGACUCAGUAAUGUUGAAUGGCUUUGGCACAGUGGUGAAUGCCCUUGGCAAACGAGUCAAACCAUACUUGCCUCAGAUCUGUGGUACAGUUUUGUGGCGUUUAAAUAACAAAUCUGCAAAAGUUAGGCAACAGGCAGCUGACUUGAUUUCUCGAACUGCUGUUGUUAUGAAGACUUGUCAAGAGGAAAAAUUGAUGGGACACUUGGGUGUUGUAUUGUAUGAGUAUUUGGGUGAAGAGUACCCUGAAGUAUUGGGCAGCAUUCUUGGAGCACUGAAGGCCAUUGUAAAUGUCAUAGGUAUGCAUAAGAUGACUCCACCAAUUAAAGAUCUGCUGCCUAGACUCACCCCCAUCUUAAAGAACAGACAUGAAAAAGUACAAGAGAAUUGUAUUGAUCUUGUUGGGCGUAUUGCUGACAGGGGAGCUGAAUAUGUAUCUGCAAGAGAAUGGAUGAGGAUUUGCUUUGAGCUUUUAGAGCUUUUAAAAGCCCACAAAAAAGCUAUUCGUAGAGCCACAGUCAACACAUUUGGUUAUAUUGCAAAGGCCAUUGGCCCUCAUGAUGUAUUGGCUACACUUCUAAACAACCUCAAAGUUCAAGAAAGGCAGAACAGAGUUUGUACCACUGUAGCAAUAGCUAUUGUUGCAGAAACGUGUUCACCCUUUACAGUACUCCCUGCCUUAAUGAAUGAAUACAGAGUUCCUGAACUGAAUGUUCAAAAUGGAGUGUUAAAAUCACUUUCCUUCUUGUUUGAAUAUAUUGGUGAAAUGGGAAAGGACUACAUUUAUGCUGUAACACCAUUACUUGAAGAUGCUUUAAUGGAUAGAGACCUUGUACACAGACAGACAGCUAGUGCGGUGGUACAGCACAUGUCACUUGGGGUUUAUGGAUUUGGUUGUGAAGAUUCACUGAAUCACUUGUUGAACUAUGUAUGGCCAAAUGUGUUUGAGACAUCUCCUCAUGUAAUUCAGGCAGUUAUGGGAGCCCUGGAGGGCCUGAGAGUUGCUAUUGGACCAUGUAGAAUGUUGCAAUAUUGUUUACAGGGUCUGUUUCACCCAGCCCGGAAAGUCAGAGAUGUAUAUUGGAAAAUUUACAACUCCAUCUACAUUGGUUCCCAAGACGCUCUCAUAGCACAUUACCCAAGAAUCUACAACGAUGAUAAGAACACCUAUAUUCGUUAUGAACUUGAUUAUAUCUUAUAAUUUUAUUGUUUAUUUUGUGUUUAAUGCACAGCUAUUUCACACCUUAAACUUGCUUCGAUUUGGUGAUGUAAACUUUUAAACAUUGCAGAUCAGUAUAGAGCUGGUCAUAGAGGAAGAGCUAGAAAUCCAGUAGCAUGAUUUUUAAAUAACCUGUCUUUGUUUUUGAUGUUAAACAGUAAAUGCCAGUAGUGACCAAGAACACAGUGAUUACAUACACUAUACUGGAGGGAUUUCAUUUUUAAUUCAUCUUUAUGAAGAUUUAGAACUCAUUCCUUGUGUUUAAAGGGAAUGUUUAAUUAAGAAAUAAACAUUUGUGUACAAAAUGCUAA
This is a messenger RNA of Saimiri boliviensis boliviensis (Bolivian squirrel monkey), 5120 nucleotides long. It is a transcript of the gene SF3B1, whose product is annotated as splicing factor 3b subunit 1. Gene Ontology annotation, molecular function: mRNA binding. Gene Ontology annotation, biological process: spliceosomal complex assembly. NCBI's taxonomy places the organism in Eukaryota, Metazoa, Chordata, Mammalia, Primates, Cebidae. The record is from RefSeq and is a predicted model, not a curated record.